Molecule: messenger RNA, 358 nt
Organism: Paramecium octaurelia
Lineage: Eukaryota; Ciliophora; Oligohymenophorea; Peniculida; Parameciidae
Source: the annotation of a GenBank genome assembly
AUGAGUAUAAAUGAAUACGAGAGAGUCAAAUUCAUAUUCCCUCGUUUCGAGAAAUUCAUCAUAAUGGUAUCAUAUGAGAUAAAAUAAGCAUAGGACUUUAAUACUAAAAUAGCAUUGGAGGAUUUGAAAUUUACAUUUGUUAAUGUUUUGAAGAUUGAUCUCUUUGCUCGAAAACUAGCAUUUUUUAUAACUAAAGGUUUCAAUUAAAUAGAAUUGGAUUCCUAAAAGUCUCUUUAAGGGCAAACAGUAUUAAGCAAUUUCAAAAAAGAUAAAUCUCAAAUGGAGAUUGUCGUGAAAUUUAUUGAAGAAGGAGCGUGAACUUAUUUAUAGUUAACUGUUUUAUAGUUUAUUUGUUUUC